Erythranthe guttata (spotted monkey flower) is the source of this 1936-nucleotide messenger RNA. Lineage: Eukaryota; Viridiplantae; Streptophyta; Magnoliopsida; Lamiales; Phrymaceae. The record is from RefSeq and is a predicted model, not a curated record.
UGCGCAGUAACCGAAGGGAGAGGCUUCAUCGCGAGAGAUAUGGGAUUCAAGAACAAGGCGGGCCCCGCCAAACUCCAAGCGGUAGCUCUCCGGUCUUCAUCCGACCGCACAAUUUUCCACCGAUGCCACUUCGACGGCUACCAAGACACACUCUACACGCACUCCAACCGCCAGUACUAUCGCGACUGCACAAUCACCGGUACAAUAGAUUUCAUCUUCGGAAACGCAGCCGCAGUUUUCCAGAACUGCACAAUUCAGCCACGUCAGCCCGGGCCGGGCCAGUACAACACCAUCACAGCACAAAGCAAAUCCGACCCGAAUCAGAAAACGGGCUUCUCGAUCCAACGGUGUAGGAUAAGCCCGUUUGGCAAUCUAACUGCCGCAACUUUCCUGGGCAGGCCCUGGAAUAAUCACUCGACCGUUGUUGUAAUGGAAACGGAUGUUCAGGGGAUUAUAGACCCUGCAGGGUGGAUUAAGUGGGCCCCGGAUAGUGAAGUGCCGGAUACAAUAUUUUACGCCGAGUAUAAUAAUACCGGGCCUGGUUCGGUUAUCAGCCGGCGCGUGAAGUGGCCUGGAUAUAGGCCUGAUAUUACAGAAGAGGAGGCUGAAAAGUUCCAUGUAGAUCCUUUUAUCCAGGGGUAUAAAUGGAUAAUCGAAGCAGGUAUAGAAUAUGAUUCACGUUUAUGAGAUUUGCUUCAUCACUCAAAUUUUUAAAUAUUCUUUUUCUUUUAGUUCCACUUGUACCAUGAUUUGCAGCCUCGAGUAAUUACAUUAAAAGGCAAUGUAGAAAUAGAACAUUUAAUCUGAGUUAUAAAUUGUGACCAUGUCAAUAUUUAAAGGUGACCAUGGAUUAUCUUAAUCAAUUAAAAAAGAAUUGAAUUUGACCAAUAAAAUUUGCUAUUAGUACCUAGUUUCUUGACCAUGCCAUCAAUAUAUUUGGUAGUUUAACUAACCUGUAACACAAGUACACAACGCAGCCCUAAUAUAAUUAAUUAAAAAUUCAUUCUUUAACAAAGAUAAUUAAUACGUCUUCACAUUAUUACCAUAAUAAAUACUACAUUUAUACAUGAGUACUAUAGAAAGUGUGUGUACAGUGUCUCCUAUUCCACUUUAUAUUUCACAUGCAUAACAUAUAACAAAAAAUACUUGGGUACAUCUUUUUUAGAUACAUUUAUCAACAAAGAAUAUAUAGAUCACAUAUAUUUUAUGUGAUUUAUCAACAAAGAAUGUAUAAAUUACACAUGGUUAGCCUGGUAUAGUUUACAUCUCUCGUAUGAUUUGCAAGCUAUUAUACGAGACUGCAGAUUUACCAAGUUCGCCUAUAUAAUUAGUUAGGGAUUCCUUCAUUAGGGGAAAAAAAUUGACACCUGACAAUUGAGGUAACUAUAUAUGUCAACGAACACACCCCCAAAGAAAUAAAUAAAUAAAUAAACCAUACCACAUAGAGACUUUUACACUUAGGGGCAUGCACACGUCGUACAAUAGUUAAAGAAACACAGUUGGGCUGCCCUCUUAUAUUAUUUGUUGUUGUAAGAGUUCAAUGCAUAAAAUGAAUAAUUAAUUUUAUUUUUUAAUUUUAAUUAUUACCAAACAUGAGAAAUAAAAAUACUUUGUAACCAAUUAAUGUUAAGAUAAUCUUGUUAAACGGCAAAUAAAUGGCACAAGAGAGCAAUGUUGCUCAAAGAAGGGCAAUCAGUGUAACAAUUAGGUAUGAAGAUAAGAAGUACCACUAUUCAAUAUAAUUUAGGCCUCGUUUGGUUGGGGAGAUUAUUCAUUGUUAACUAACUAAUUUGACUUUGUUUGAUGUUUAGUAUCUCAAUAAUUUGUCGGCUCGACUGGCAAAUAUUUUGUUAUCAUAAUUUAUCUUGCCUUCCAGACAUUGUUUCUAUUAGAUGUUCCAAGAUCCAAGAAUAUAACAGGGUUUCAUUAGAUUAUU